CAGCUUUGCGAGUAACAGCAUGAACCCUUGUUCCAUGGGCUUGUUGAGUCAUUAGAUGGGUAGUGCCCUUUGUUCUAGAGGAAACAUAGUUUCAUCUGAAAGAGGCCGAGAGAAGACACGAGAUGUUAACAAUUACUCUCGUAGUAAAUAUUCAGAUAGCGAGUCUGAAAGUGAAACAGAUUGUGCACGCUCCGAUUUAGGGAAUGCCCAGUCAACGGACAAGAUGGCCAACAUUGGCAACAAGCAGAUACAGCUGAGAUGCAAGACUCCCACUGGUCAACACUACCUGACAGGGGUUACUCUCAACACAACGGUGGGUCGGCUUAAACAGAUGAUAUCCGACCUAGCCAACAUUCCCAAAGACAGCAUCAAGAUCAGACAGGGCUACCCACCCAAGGUGAUCAACACAACUGAUGACUCAGCGGAAAUAGAGACUCUGCCAUUCCGAUCAGGAGACACUCUUAUAGUGGAGGAAGAGAAGGGUUCACAGAUUCUGAAACAACAGAGAGUUGACCGAGCCCUCCAGUCCCAGCUUCUGUCUGGGAUUAAGGGGAUGCUUAUACGUAAAGUUGUCCCCGCCAAUAACUCAUGUCUGUUCACAAGUGUGAAUACUGUGAUGACGGACGGUGUCGUGGAUACAACAUGUGCCAAAGUGAUGCGUCACCUUAUAGCGGAUAUAGUGCGCGGAGACACUGAGUAUUACAACGCUGGAUUCCUUGGGAAACGUAAUGAAAACUAUUGUCGCUGGAUACUAGACGAUCAGUCGUGGGGCGGAGGAAUAGAGUUGUCCAUUUUGUCACGUUAUUAUCAAGUAGAGAUUGACGUUGUUGACACACAGACCGGGAGAAUAGAUAGGUUUGGGGAAGACAAGAAUUAUUUAGAGCGUGUAUUGCUUAUCUAUGAUGGGGUCCAUUAUGACGCUCUUAUUCUCGAACCAACAGACCCGAGCAGACCAAUUGAAACAAAAUUCCCAACUUCAGACGAGAUGGUGCUUGCACAAGCUAUGGAGCUAGCAGCUGAGGCCAAGGCUAGUCGACAGUUCACGGACGUGGCCAAUUUCUCCCUCCGCUGCCUCAUCUGCCAAGUGGGGUUGACAGGAACAGAAGAAGCUCAAUGCCAUGCUAAGAAAACUGGCCAUGUAAACUUUGGAGAAUACUAGGAAGAGACUUACAGAGCUCGAGAUAAGCUGCAUGUCUGCGUAAAAUACGCAUCAGAAAUGCAGAAAUACGCAGUGAAAUAAAAUUCAAGCGUAUCAAAUACGCAAUGAACAUUACAGAUACGCUACAAAAAUAAAACUAGUGCGUAUCAUCAAAAUAUU
Messenger RNA from Haliotis rufescens (red abalone), 1318 nucleotides. RefSeq names its product ubiquitin thioesterase OTU1-like. Gene Ontology annotation, cellular component: cytosol; nucleus. The transcript has 2 exons. Bases 56 to 1159 code for a protein of 367 amino acids. The record is from RefSeq and is a predicted model, not a curated record. Gene Ontology annotation, biological process: endoplasmic reticulum unfolded protein response; protein deubiquitination. Gene Ontology annotation, molecular function: cysteine-type deubiquitinase activity. Lineage: Eukaryota; Metazoa; Mollusca; Gastropoda; Lepetellida; Haliotidae.